AUGCAGACACGUUUGGCUUGGAUUCCCUUGUUGAUUUGGUUCCUCUGCGAUUUGGGUGAUUCUCUCUUGCUAGAGGAAUUUUGUGGAAAUUAUAUUGAACCCAAAAUAGUCGGCGGGCAAAAUGCAACAAUUGGAAAUUCUGCCUGGACUGCAGCUGUAUACAAUGCCACGCAUUUUAUCUGUGGUGGCACGCUGAUUCAUAAGCGAUUUGUUUUAACAGCUGCGCAUUGCAUAGAUGGCCAAGAGUACCUAUCAGUGCGUUUGGGUGCCUACAACAAAAGUGAGCCCAUGUAUCGGAAAAUUGUCAUUAAAGCAAUAAUGCAUACCUUGUUCAACAGAACUAUAUCUUAUGAAAAUGACAUUGGCCUGCUCAAACUGGCCAGCGACGUGAUGUUUAAUGUCUUUGUUCGCCCAAUCUGCAUCGUUGCGGACCAACGUCUUUCCGCCCAUGUGCGCAACGUGCGGACUUUCAAAGCCUUUGGAUGGGGACUUAGGAUGGACAAAAAGGCAUCCGAUAUAUUGCAGACCGUCACCCUUAACCAUUUGGACAGCAACGAGUGCUUUAGGAACUUGGGAAUCCAGCUCAGUUCGAAACAGAUAUGCGCUGGUGUACCUUACAAAGACACUUGUAGGGGUGAUUCUGGUGGUCCCUUGACAAACAAUGUCACUAUUGCUGGCGUAUCUGGCAUCCGCGAAGUUCAGUUCGGGAUAAUCAGCAUUGGCAUAAGUACCUGCGAUGGUAUGGGAGUGUAUGUCGACGUGAUAAGCUAUGCGGACUGGAUUAAGACCACCAUAGAUACGCAUUAUAUAGAGGAUAAGCCACAGGCUUCAGUCAUCUUUGAAAAUAAACCGCAGCAUCAAGAUGUUUUCUUGUACGCGGAUUGUGGCGGCGCCAACAUCGCUGCGAACUUAGAGGCAAUCAUUAAUUGGUCCAAUUUCAAGGCUUUGGGAAUCUUGAUUACACACCAGUUCGUCUUAACCAACGCAAGACGCCUGCCAAUAACUGCAUCCAACUUAGAAGUUAAUGUGAAAGGAAGGACAGGUUUCUACGAGAUGUAUAGGGUGGUCGGCAUCUUCUCAAACCCUGGCGAUGACAUAGCGUUGCUUAAGCUUAAUAGACCUGCUACAGGCCCGGAGGGAAUGAAACCCAUCUGUAUGCUGGCGAACGCGCGAGAACAACAGAUGGCCUCGUCUACGCCACCCUUCACUAUGAUCUUUGAUGAGCCAGCCCAUGGACGUUUGUAUGAUGUCAAUGUCGUCCUUGCAAAUCCAUACCAGUGCUCACAAAGAAUCCAUGGACGAUUAGAGUUGAGUGAACUGUGCGUCGUCACUCCUGUCGGAGCGAGCCGACUUGGAAUGCCUAGCCAUAUACUGGGAAAGAAGGUAACGAAUUCGGGAAGGACAUGGUUAGUUUUGUUUGGUAUCCUCAGUAGGUCUUCAAGUGAUCGUAGUUUGUACGUUUUCACAAACGUUAUAAAGUUCUCGGAAUGGAUUGCAUACACGGUUAAAUCUAACUAACUUUACGGCACAACUCGAGGUGCGCUUAUCAAACAUAUAAUGCAUUUGAUAAAUAAUAAUGUAGUGUAAUCUUUUCCCAUCAAUUUACACCACUGUUUA
This is a messenger RNA of Drosophila santomea, 1617 nucleotides long. RefSeq names its product serine protease 53. The transcript has 7 exons. Lineage: Eukaryota; Metazoa; Arthropoda; Insecta; Diptera; Drosophilidae. Gene Ontology annotation, biological process: proteolysis. Gene Ontology annotation, molecular function: serine-type endopeptidase activity. The record is from RefSeq and is a predicted model, not a curated record. Bases 1 to 1518 code for a protein of 505 amino acids.